Lodderomyces theae is the source of this 855-nucleotide messenger RNA. RefSeq names its product SNAP receptor. The record is from RefSeq and is a predicted model, not a curated record. The coding region runs from base 1 to 855 and encodes 284 amino acids. Gene Ontology annotation, molecular function: SNAP receptor activity. Gene Ontology annotation, cellular component: SNARE complex; endoplasmic reticulum. The transcript has a single exon. Gene Ontology annotation, biological process: retrograde vesicle-mediated transport, Golgi to endoplasmic reticulum. Lineage: Eukaryota; Fungi; Ascomycota; Pichiomycetes; Serinales; Debaryomycetaceae.
AUGACAUCGGUCAAGACUAUUGAGAACAUCGUAAAGGUUUACGAAUCGGAGAUUCAUCAACUCAACCUACCGGAUUUGCUCACACUCAAUGAAUUUUCCCCGGUAAACGACACAUCAACCAGGGAAAUUGCCCCUUCACCAUACAUUGCUCAAUAUAAAUUACAAAUAUUACAAAGUUCACUAUUGCAGCAACUAUCCCUAUUGGACCAAUUCAAGAAGAACAAACUGUACAAAGAGCUUAAAUUGAGGGUAGAACAGUUGCUUGUUGACGUGAUUGACGAAAAAUUGUACGUUGUUCAUCAGUUAAUUGAAUGGUACAACUUGGCAAAUACACCACAACGGGAAUCUACUAGCGACUCCAUCCACGACGGCAGCAACAGCAACAGCAACAGCAACAGCAACAGCGACGAUGCUGUACCCACCACAACUACAACAUUUGACAACGAUGAAAACUUGACUGAGCUACGCAACCGACUUUUAUCAAAAUCCAAAUCAAAACUUGAUCUCGAUUCAACAUCGCCAAACGACGUCGACAAACUCAACACGUACCAUGAAUCCAUUCAAGAUGACAUCCUCAAUGAAUUGUCGCAACUUACAUCCACGUUGAAAACAAGCGCCAUGUCCCUAAGCUCCAAGAUUUUGGGUGAUGAUUUAUCUAUACUUAAUGAAACCAAUGAAAACAUCAUUCGGAAUUCAAACUUGUUCAAAGUGAUUGACCGCAAUUUGAACAAUUAUUUGGAAAGCAAGACCGGUAAUAGAAUAAGCUUGUGGUUUUUGUUAAAGUGUGUUGUUGGAGUCAUUGGGGUGUUUUUGUUGAUGAUGCUCUUUAUCGUAAUAGUUCCAAGAAUAAGGUAG